Hymenoscyphus albidus is the source of this 931-nucleotide messenger RNA. The record is from the annotation of a GenBank genome assembly. NCBI's taxonomy places the organism in Eukaryota, Fungi, Ascomycota, Leotiomycetes, Helotiales, Helotiaceae.
GUACCUCAGUGAGCAUGGCACCAGUCACACGAUCUGUAUCGAAAAAACACCGACUAACACCAUCUGUCACAGCACCAAAGGCUCGGAAAAGUAACUUUUCACCUCAUAAAUCUCCAACAGCCCGACGAAACAUUUCUAAAAGGGACAAGAUAGUAAUCGCUUUGCAUACCAUCCCGUCGCCAAAUGCAAGCCCGCCGGAAAAUAUUCCAGAACUUGAAGAUUCAAGGGGCACAGUUAUUUAAUGGUGCUCUAUCGAAGGCUCCAAAUACCAGGAUAGCGAGAAAAUCAUGGUUUGGAUCGAAACCCCACGUAGAAUUCGUCAGCUACCAGGCUGCUCGAGAGUUGUACAGCAAAACCUCACGGAUUUUCCUCUUAUAUUCGCUAUUGGUGAGAUACACGUCCAUAUAGAAGAUAACUAUCAAGAUCAUCCACAAGGCUAAUCGUUUUGCAGAAUGGAAAAAUGGGAAAGCUAGGAGGCAGUUUCUUGAGUCUGGAGCAUCUUCGCACUUUGCUCAAGCUUUCGAAAAAGCUCAAGUACAAAGACUAUUUCUAAUGAGGCCGCCGUACUCUCACGCGCCUCCAAGUUUGAUAAAUCACUCGAUUCUUGGAGAAGUUGUCACUGCGUACUUUCCUACAGGUUUAUCGCAAGCGCUAUUGAGGCGUUGAGUAUGGUCAUGCCACGCACUAUUGGAUAUGGUACGCCUAAGUCUGGACCUCAAAGAAUGCAUCCACUGGAAUAUCCCUUUGAGGGUUAUUAGGCGGAACCUCUGGUUGGGCAGAUGGAACCGUACAGCAUCAAAAACAGCCUGCACGACGCUUGAUUUACAUUUUUAAGUGGUUAGAUGAAUUGGCUCAGCAGCGUUUCAGGCCAGAAGUAACCAUCAAGCGGCCAGGGCGGACUGCUGCUAACGCUAUGGAAGCUUGUGGCUGA